GAAAAUUCUUCAGCAUUUUGUUGUGAAUUUUUCCUAACGAAUACGCCUUUGUAAGCAGUUUCUCCUGAUGUGGCACAUUUUUUAUGUUAUUUCCAAUAAUAUGCUAAUUGCUAAGCACAUUUCCCCCUAAUAUAAUGUGUAGACAUUUGUGAGAGAACUGCAUUUGCAAAAUUUGGAGAAGUAGGAAUUUCAAAGGAUGGCUGUGUUUCGGUUCUCAUAGAAGCAUCAAAUUGUUGAGUUGGAAUGCAUCCCAAAGGUCGCUUGCAAUGCAGGAAUAAUCAUAUUUUUCUGAAAGUGUGAAUUUGAUACAUUUGCCUUUAAACAUGAACUGAACUGAAUUUCUCCCACAUAUUUUUUUUAACAUGAUUUUUAUUAAAUUUUCUGUUUUACAAUUUCAGAUAAACGUUUUACAUACUUAAAUGACAUCAAUGACUUCCCUUCUUCUCUUUCCAUGGUUCAUUUUGCAUAUCUUCUCUCCCUGGAUAUUUUACAAAAACUAUACGAAUCGGUUUUCCAUUAUUGCGUCCAUCAAAAAUGAUUUACGCUGUCAAAUUUAUCUUAAAGCUGCCAGCGUUUUCAGCUGCACUCAAUUAUUUUCCAUAUAUUCAAUAAACGUUUUCCAGUCUUCUUUAAACGUAUGUUCUUCUUGCUCUCUUAUUCUAUAUGUUAAGUCUGCAAGUUGUGCAUAUUCUGUCAACUUUAAGUUGAAUUUCUCCCACAUCUUUGCACAUAAUGAAGGGAAUGCAGUCCUCGGCGGCAAAAUGUUGAAAACUAAACACCAAAGAUUCUCCCCGUAUCUUUUCAGUUAUGCAGAGCAGCAGAGGUUUGAGGCGGCCCGCUCCCAUUCGAUGUCGAGACAUGACUGUCCAAAAAUCCCAUGUGACAUGCCAGGACGAAGCAUAAGAAGCAAAGAUCUGGCCCUUCCAAGUCACCUUCAAGCCUGCCCUGAGCCCAGGUAUCAAAAUAUUGAAAAAGUGCUGCAAAUGGAGCAAGAUCCUGCAUAUGUGAAACCAAUCGCUGCAGAUAUUUAUUACAACUGUGGGAGUUUCAUAAGGCAAUCCAGUGGUAAGUGGAGGAGACAAGAAUACGCAGAUGAAGGGUGUGCAGUUUGGAUGUGUGGAGGGUCCCUGAGAUACCGUGCUCAGCGCACCCAGGGGCUGGGUCGAGGGGAUACGACCACAUCCCUCCUCCUAUAUGCAUUCAGCCAAGCACCUAAUCGAAACUGGGCUUCUUUUUUAUGCCAUGUUGAUUCUCAAAUAUUUCCUCUUUCAGAUGAAGAUACCUACUCUUAUCAAAACGUGGCUGGCCCAUCAAGAAGCAGUGGGCUUGUCUUGGCAGAUGUGGAUGUCUAUGAAAACAGCACGACGAUCCAGAUAUGGAAGCACUCGCAGAUCGCAGAAGACUCUGACAACGAUGAAUCAGAUUACAUCAAUUCACAUCCAAACUGCAGGUUUCCUGCCUAAGAGCUGGCGAAGAGAGCUUCGGCAGUCGUUCAUUCUACAGUCCAGGGAACCUGGCCACUUGCAGCUGGUUCCUGCCUUGCAGUUCAACUUCAAGCAAAUUCAGUGACGUGCACCUCAAAAAGGCAGGCCACUCUCCAAAAAGAGUCAACUGGAAAGUGCAUGCGUGUGUUAAGGGGGAAGAGAUUGUUCAUAAAGGAAGUAUGAGCAAAUGGCAAUCUACAUUUUGUUUUCUUGCUUUAUUUGUUCUGUCUGUUAGCCAGAGCAAAGUCUAUUGUAUUCUAAGCAGUUUAGAAAAUAAAAGAAGCAAGCGACCCGUGUAUAAUUCACAACAAGAGAUUUAACCGUUCUGCUGGAGUGGGGAAUGUGUCCCAACAUCUGGGAAGUUGAGGUUAUUCCAGAGCAGUGCUGUUUACGGUGUAAUUUUGAAAGCCCCCCAGAGUGGGGGAGCCUUAUGUGGGCGCUGCAAUGGUUGAAUAAUUGGGAGCGAAAUUAUUGCCCUUCUGCCAUCAAACGCCUAGCAACAGAUCCCAAUACAUCUUUAUUCUCUCGGCCAGUACAAGGCAUGGACAACCAUUAGCUUCUGAUUGGUGAAAAUACGGUUUCGGGCCCUAAUUCUUCAAGUGGGGCUAAAAAAUAAUUCUUCUGAGUGUUGUUUCUGCACAGACUGGUAGCACAGUUCUGUAGUUCGUCCUGUGACAACAUCUUCGCUUUCCUCCGGUGAGUUAAUUGUAGCUGCAUUUGUUUUAGCUUGCAAGGCAAGUUCAACAUUUAUCGUUUAGCAGAAGAAUGAGUGGGUGGAUCUCUUGUGAAAUAAAUAGAGAGACUUCAGCUUAGUGUGGUCUAUAUCUUUUCCGAGGCCCCUGUGGUCUACAAAGUGCACGUUCAGCAGUUAUAGGGUAAGAGGACAGGUCUUCUUAUGGCUCAGUAAGCUAGUUAAGCAACAAGAUGA
Molecule: messenger RNA, 2412 nt
Organism: Podarcis raffonei (Aeolian wall lizard)
Lineage: Eukaryota; Metazoa; Chordata; Lepidosauria; Squamata; Lacertidae
Gene: LAT2
Product: linker for activation of T cells family member 2
Exons: 9
Coding region: 420-1463 (347 amino acids)
Biological process (GO): B cell receptor signaling pathway; calcium-mediated signaling; B cell activation
Cellular component (GO): plasma membrane
Source: RefSeq, a predicted model, not a curated record